ACGACUUUUGACGUUUUGUAAAAUUAAGUCCUCUGAUGUGCUCGUGAUAAGUCAUAUAAAUUGUCACUAUGAAAGUCAACGUUAAAAUCGAAUCUAUCUAUACCUAACCUGACAAAUUAUUUAAAUAAAGAAUGCUAUGACCUAAAUGCGGUUAUGAAGCGCCAUGUUCCCUGGACUAAACUCCCAUCACAAGACCAACUCUCUGUGGUUGUAUACGAUUUCAGUGAGGAUAAAAGACCCUUAAUCCCACUCACAAGGCUAGAUUUGAUGAUAUGUUUGCAGUCGUACAACAACGAGUGGUAUCGCGGUUACUCUCUAAGACAAGGUUCGCAUCACACAGGGAUAUUUCCCGCCAACAGGGUUAGAAAACUACAACUUCCUGACACAACCGCCAAAGCCAAAUACAUUUACUGGUCGAUUUGGAUGAAAAUCCUUUGGUCGAAGUAUCUUGAACGAUUUACAUCAGAGCCACCAAACACGUAUAACCAGUCUUUGGAGAAGUUCCACAAGGCUCUGUGGUGUAUUCAUACAGGUCAGGAACAUGGCCUGUUGGAGUUAGCCAGCUACUCCAAUACCAAAGUACCACCAUUCACAGAUGGACUCUGUUAUGACUGGAAAAGUGUUUCAUUUACGGAGCUGAAAGAAAUGAUAACAGAAAGAAAAAAUAACCCAAAGGAGUUCUCAAAGAAUUCUAGGAUAAUGUCUCUUGAGAUAAGAAACCUGGUGAUGGGGUAUGAACUGAAACAAGGUGCAAAAGGUGCAUUUCUUAUCUAUCUUUUUGAUGAAGGAAAGGGUUGUCAGCUAUCAGAAACAUGCAAGGUAUCAUUCACUACUGACAAACUAGGUAGAAUUCCAACGUUGGCGCCGCUCCUAUUCAAAGAUCUGAAACAAUCUUCUGUUCGACCAUCUGUCUUCUUAUCAUUCAGAGUUCUAUUGGAGGUUCCGAUAAAUGAACAGAAGAAGACCACUACCCCGAUCUAUAAGCUGGCAUAUUGGGGUAGUUUCAACGUUUCGGAGGAAGUUAAAAAGAUGAACGUUCAUCUGACAAUCUCAUCAAAUUUACCGUUAAUUCCAUUCCACUCGGGAGACAAAGCUGUUUUUUCCUCCAAGCGGUAUUCGAGACAUCUUCAUUUAUCCAAACAGCAAUUCUUGACAUACCGAAUAUGUUGGAUACCCCAAGAAGAAAUGAACCAAGCAAACAAGAUCUGUUUGACAAACAUCGGUGAAAUAUUAAGAAAUCCUCCUCUACUCGAGACUAAGCUGUAUCUCAGUCUUAUCUCAGGCUGGUUUGAGAAAGGGAAAAAGAAAAGCGAGAAAAACGUAGAAGUUUUGAUAAGCGUGGUUAAUGAGAAAGACGAGGUUAUGAGUAAAGCCAUCAUCGAGGGCCCCGAAAAGAAGCCAUGCUAUAGAUCGAGUGUAACAAGACAUUGCAAUUCUCCCCUGUGGAAUGAAAUGGUUACAAUAGCUAUGCCAGAUUCUGCAUUCAAAGUAUGUUUCGUCAAGUUUGAGUGUACUCACGUGACGAGCUCGGAAAUAUCUCACAAGACUUUUCUGAAGUGGAUCACAUACCUCCCUUUGUCAACACAAGUGGGAAAUGUUGUGCCAAAUUCAAAAUAUGGGCUAACGCUUCUGCCAAAGAACACGUACAUAAGCAAAGAUCUGUGGGAGCAUGAUGUUUUGAUAAAGGACGAAAAUUCCCAGGCCUCAAAAUAUACACAGCGACUAAUGGUGUCGACUCAGCUUGACUCAACAACUCUAACAGACACAGCAGCUAUCUACAGAAUUAAAUCUUGGAAUUUGCACUCUAAAGAUCUACAGGAAAUUCUCGAAGAUCUCAAUCGAACAGAUUUCUCUAAAUGUGUCGAUCAUUGCCAACAGAUCUUCACAGCAAUACUUGAAAUCAUUGAUUCCUGCGUUGAUGGUGAAAUCGUGGCCAGGGCUAUGACAGUGCUGUUUUCGUUCAACAAGUUUUGGAACACAAAUGAUGAAUUUAAAGGCCGUCUAUUGGAUUCGUUAGAUAGGCUUACUUUUGUUUCGGGGCUUCUGAAGUUUGUGUCCUGGAUCAAACUCGUGAUAAAAGAUCAGAAUUCCCCUCAAUUCAAUCAAACAAUCAAGUCACUAUCCCUACUGCUAACAAUAAUGAGCAAGAGUUUUGUCAACAUAAAAUGGGCAAGUAUUAUGUCUGACGCAGAGAUUGACCGGUACAAAGCUGUUCUCGCGAACAUGCUAGUGGACAUCUCACAAACUGAAGUCGGAUCCAAUGUUAUGUUGUGCAGCCAAAUCAUCAAGGUUUUCCCGGAAUCACUGAGGGUUCUUUACAGUGAUGGCAUCAUAACCAUCAACGAAUUCUCUUUUCAUAUGAUCUCCAUCAUGAAGGGCUCAAUUCUAGCUUCUUUGAAGGAGUCAGCUGCCACUAGGAUAUCCUACAUUGAUCACUUGAAGUUUAUAGUAAACUCGGAUUUUAUGAUGAACAAGGAUCUUCAAAUGAGAUACUUCCAUGAAUUGACCAGCGGACUUUUUAUUCAAGAGACCUACACUCAAUCAGAUAUUGAAAAAAUGGCUAGCAUUGUCGUGAAAUUAUCUGAGAUUACCAUUGAUUUGAUCACCCACCAACCUUCUUUCUCUGAAUGUAUUGUCAAACUCAUUCAAUCGUACAUAAAGAACAUUGCAAGUGAUACAAUCUCAAUACAGAGGGUAGAAACAAGAUUAACAUUCUUGAGCCUUAUCUCUGCGUUAUUUGAUGUUCUUUUGGCACCUAACGGAAGGCUUAAUGAAGAAGCAUACAGUUACUUUGAGGAUGCAGUUAGACUUACUAAAGAAGCGGUGAAAAUCCGUAAUGAAUUUGAAGACCACCAGAAAUCUCUCGCAGCCAAGCAGAUAAAAAAUGCGUAUCUUUGCAAAAAGCUUGGCCUGGCCUCCAAAAUUCUCUCUUGCUGUAGAGUUAUCGAGAAGAUCGAUCUUAUAAGUGAUGUGACUUUCAUAGCAGCUACAUUACUGACAGAGCCGGUGCCAAUAGUAGACAAGGAUAGUGCUCCCAAUAUCAUAAUAGUCACCAGAAUGCAGAGUCUACAAGAAGAGUUACAUAAACUUGUAGAGAAAAACCUUCAUCACCUCUGUAAAACAGGUCACUUUGAAGUAGCUUUGAUAGAUCCAAUUGUUGCUAUGGGAACACUUAGGCCAGACAUGGAAUGGCUGAUAAACUUCAUAGAUAUGUUCCUAGAAAGAUUUCCAGAUAGGCUACAAGAGAUUCUGUUGAGUGUUCAUACUCACAAAGAUAAACUCACAAAAAAUGACUAUCAAAUGUUUGAGGAAGCUCAUUAUCUUUCUAAGAUGAUUAAGAAACAGAUGAAACUUUUACAAUCAGUCACAACAAUAAGUGAACAGAGUCACACAUUCGACAUAGAGAAUGUUGAAAACUUGGUGAGUCUCAUCAAAUUCUACUCGAAGCAUCAGUGCUGGGCUCCCUUCAAGGAAACUGCAAAGAUCUAUCAGGAUUUGCUGAUAAAAAGUGGAGCUUUCUUAGAAGCAGCUGAACUAACUGAAUACUGCUGUGGACUGAUGCCUAAAGAGGUGAUAGCUGAAAAGAUGGAAGAGUUGUUCACUGCAGCAUCCUAUUACACUGAGGCAGGAUUGUGGUUCAGAUCAUUAGAGGUUUUCAAAACGUUGCAAAACAAAUAUGAGAACAUGAAGACAAAAGAAGCUUUUGUAAUGCUUUCCAAAAUAUCGGAUAAGUGCAGUGAAUUAUACAGUAACCUUGCAGAAAAACCGAAUAUUCCUUUCCACUUCUUUUUGGUAGGAUUUUAUGGCAAAGAUGUGAACAAGUCAUUCCAGAAUAAGCUCUUUAUCUUUCGGGGACACCCACUAGAGAGCAUCAUAGAUUUUACAAAUCGCAUGAUGCUCAAUUUUCCACAGUAUGAACAAAUCAACUCAGCAAAGAUUCCAACAGCGGAAGAAAUUGCUCAAUUUAUAAAAGCAUUUCAAGUCAUCAAAGUCAAUCCUAUCGGAGAUUCACGAAAAAUUAAGGAAACAGAUUCAAAGUUCAAUAAGUUUUCAUUUGAACUUUGCACAGUUAAGGACAAAAGCAUACAAAAUGAGCUAUUGCGCAUGAACUACCAAAGAUUCACAUUUGAAAUCGAUGUUCCCCUCCCAUCAUUCAGGCCAUUUUGUCAACUUAAAUCUAUGAAAUGUGACAAGAUAUCCCCAAUAGAGAUGGCUAUAGAGCAAAUAAAGAAAAAGUCAGCGGAAUUACAACAAGAAUCACAGAAAUUUGCAAGCGGAGAGGGGAAUAUAAAUCAGUUCCAAAUGAUGCUUAAUGGGACAAUAGAUGCAGCAGUAAAUGGUGGUACAGCUAAGCUUAAAGAAACUUUUUUGGACGAAGAUUUUGUAAAAAGCAAUCCCGAGUUUACUGAACAAUGUGAAGUUCUAAAGAAUGAGAUUGACAAACAGAAAGAUGUAGCAACUGAAUGUUUAAAAGUUCAUGACAAAGUUUGUCCAGCAGAUCUUAGAAUGCUACAUGAAAAAAUGGUGCAUCAGCAUGAGAACAGAGUCUUUCAGGAAAAAUCGAUGACAGAAAAAACGUUGGAAGACCCCAGCAUUCCAGUGACACCUCAGCGCCACGCUUUGAUCAGUGAGAUUGCCAGACGUGGUUCCAAACUUAAGAAAAGCACCAAAAUAAAUAGAGUCAAGUCAGUUUUCUUUGAGUCACAAUCAAAAAGGCCAAGCGUAUCUUUGGAGCAAGAAAGAGGGUAUACAAUAAAUAGCAUCAGUGAAGACACUCCUCAAAAACAUAUCAUAAAUGCGAAGGAAUUUGAAAAAACAUAUGCCUCAUUAUGCACUGAACUUAACCACGACUUUAAUCUGCACAUGCUACCAAGAUAUUCUCAAGGGCGCCGGCAGACAAUGAGCAAACCAAUGAAAUCAGAUAAUGUCGGAAAAGCACUUUACAAUAGAUUAAAUCGAAAAAAUACAGAAAAUCCAUACUCUUCAAGAAAAGAAAUUGAAGAAUGCGUCAACACUGAUGAAGAUUUACCACCAGAUUUACCGCCAGAUUUACCGCCAAAGUCAAAGCACAUUAACAUAAAUCGACCAGUAUCAACAAACUUAACAGGGUCAAUUGACGAGGUACAAGAAAAUAGUCUGAAAACCUCUUCAUUAAUUCCUGAAGAACAAGAUGUCAAGGUAUCAGGUUCCUCAGCGACGAAUACAUCAGCUUCCACAAACACCUUCCAAGAUGAUACAUUUCUUAACGCAGAGGUCGACCGCAGUUUUCACACAAGAAGCUACACAAUCGAAAGAUCUUGCAACAUUCGACCACCAUGUUUGAAAAUGUCAGAUCCUAACAACAACAACAACAACAACAACAACAGCAGUGCUAUGGAAUCUACAAUAACAACACCAGAUGCCCUACAACUAGAUUUAAAGUCUUUGGCAUCCUCUUUCAGUCUCUCCCCAGAAGACAAUCUAGCGAAAAGAAAGAUCAGUAAAGACGAUUUUGACUCUAAAUCAAAACGAAAUAUUUCUCUAAAUGAACUGAAAAAGGUCAAUUCAGAUUAGUCAUAGCUUUCGUGUACAAAUUUGUUCAUAAUUUUUGAUCUGUAUCUG
This is a messenger RNA of Bolinopsis microptera, 5601 nucleotides long. RefSeq lists its product as uncharacterized. Gene Ontology annotation, biological process: small GTPase-mediated signal transduction. The transcript has 3 exons. The record is from RefSeq and is a predicted model, not a curated record. Gene Ontology annotation, cellular component: cytoplasm; plasma membrane. The coding region runs from base 154 to 5553 and encodes 1799 amino acids. NCBI's taxonomy places the organism in Eukaryota, Metazoa, Ctenophora, Tentaculata, Lobata, Bolinopsidae. Gene Ontology annotation, molecular function: small GTPase binding; guanyl-nucleotide exchange factor activity.